Olea europaea var. sylvestris is the source of this 2905-nucleotide messenger RNA. RefSeq names its product zinc finger protein VAR3, chloroplastic-like. The coding region runs from base 68 to 2668 and encodes 866 amino acids. The record is from RefSeq and is a predicted model, not a curated record. The transcript has 5 exons. Gene Ontology annotation, molecular function: mRNA binding. Gene Ontology annotation, cellular component: cytoplasm. Lineage: Eukaryota; Viridiplantae; Streptophyta; Magnoliopsida; Lamiales; Oleaceae.
AAGUCCUUCACUUGCUAAUCUUGCAACUAAUCCCAGUAGCAGUAACACACCGCCCUCCUCCGCCGUAAUGGUUGGCGCUUCCAAGUUUGUGUCACUUGUCGCCCUGCCCUUUCCCUCUUUCUUCCAUCCUCUCCGUCCCUCCUCCUUCCUCCUCCGCCGCCGCCUAACCACCGUUCCCCUCCGCCCCUUCAGUCUCUCCUCUACCAAAUCCAAGUGCCAAACCCCAAAAAUUCUUCCCCUCAACUCCACUCAACAGCACUUCCACUCCCAACCAGCUAACAAUACCACAUACCCACACAACUCUUCUCAACACCACAGCCACCCAUGGCCAGAGUGGACCCAUUUUAUCAAUACUAUCUCUCUCCCCUCAACCGCAAAUGGGCAGGGAGUUACUUUACCUAUGAACCAUGAAAUCCUUCUUGACGAUGCUUUUGUUGCGUACGAGGAAUUGUCGGAGGAGUUUGUCCGUACUGCCGCCUCCUGCUUGGCUUUCGCUCGGGAACGCCCCAAUCUUCUUGGAUUGCUUUCGAGACGGGAGAUUGAGGUGGUUGUAUCAAAUGGGACACCAUUUCUGUUUAAGAGUGCUCUUGACACUACAAGGAGAAUGAGAGAAUUUUUGGGAACCGAUGGAGUCAUGGUCUUGGAAUCUGAUAAAGCAAGCAUGGUGGAUCUUAUGAAGUAUAUUCUAAGUUAUGCAAGCAAUCCAUCUCUUUCGUCCGAAAGAAAUGGCCUCUACAGUAAGGAACUUGUGGAAUUGUCUGUUCGGAAUCUGUUGCAUGAGUUGGGUAAGUUGAACAGCGGACCUCCAAAAAUGAACAUGCCUGCUUCUGAAGAGCAUUUCUCAGGUGGCUAUGGGCAAACCUCAAGACCCCUAAGACAAAAUAUUGAAAUGAAGAGAGGUGACUGGAUAUGUCCAAAGUGCAAUUUUAUGAACUUUGCAAGAAAUGUUAAAUGUCUUGAAUGUGAAGGACCUAGGCCAACAAGACAGCUGACUGGUGGGGAAUGGGACUGCCCUCAAUGUGACUUCUUUAACUAUGGGAGAAAUUUAGUUUGCUUAAGAUGCGACUGCAGACGACCUGGUGUGGCAUUGUCCAACACUGGUGACACCAGAUUGGGAUCCGGACGGAAUUGGGAAUUCACAUCCAAAACCAACACAGAUAGCCUGUUGGCUGAGAAUGAAGAGAGAGCAGGACAGUGGUUUAGUAAAAAUUCUCAGAUAAGUGAUGUCUCCUAUGGAGAAAAUCUGUCCCUUGUUGGCACUAGGAACACACCCUUGGAGAAGAGGCUUGCUAGCUCUCAAAAUCAGACGAUGGAUAAGGGGUACCCUGAAGGUACAAACAAGGCCCUUGAUACAUCAGUCAACCGUGGUUUGGACCAGAUUCUUGGUCGCUCGUCUAGAGUUUCUGGAAGAGAGGAUAGAGGCAUAAUUUCUGAACAAGGUGAGAGAACGGAUAUCUCUCCUUCAACUCUUCAGUUGGGAUCUUCGAGUGAUCAAAAUUCCCAGGAAAAAAAUUCCAAGUACAUUCCAUUUGUUCCAUCACCUCCAGACACGUUUUCAAAGAAGGAUCAAAAUUCUAAGAUGGUGGAUGGGGAAAAAGUCGGGACAGAAAGCUAUGAACCAGACUCAUCAGAGGUCAGUAAUCAAAGUAGUUCGACUGUCGGCAGUGAGUCCCAGCAGAUGGGGAAGAUUUUUCAGUUCUCAAAAAAUUCAGCAAGUGAGACUGCUAACCAGGGGAAAGAGAAAGAACAAGCUGAAAAGUCAGAAAGAUGGUUUAAGAAAAUAGCCGAGUUACAUGAUUCCAAAGAUCUACCGAGUGCAAUUUCAGACGAGGAUUUUCCCGAGAUUAUGCCGAUGCGUAAGGGAGAAAACCAAUUUGUUGUUAGCAAGAAGAAAAAUCGUUCUUUGACUUCACCAGCAUACAAAAGACAGGUUGCAGUGGAUCAGGCAAAUAAUACUAAUUUUGUCCCAUUUGUUCCAUUCCCUCCUGGCUACUUUUCUAGGAAGGACACACAACAGCUGGAUGGCGCAGAUUCAUCCACAAAAUCUAGCGGUGAAUCUUCUUCCAGUUCGACAACAGCCGAGAGCUUUUCUGAGAAGUUGGAUGAGCCAAGAUAUGGUAUGUCAGACACAAAUACUGCAUUGAGAAAAGUCGACCAACUGGCCAGUUCUGGUUAUACCAAACUUUCCCAUGAUUAUGUAGCUUCUCCCAGUGAAUACCCUAAACCGAACUCCUCAGCUCCCCAGACUACCAUACGUGACAAUCAGAUGGAUAAAUAUUCUGGGAAAGGGGAUGCCCCUCAGUUUUUCCAGCCGGGGCCCACGGCAGGUCCUCCCAAACCAUCUGAAAACCAUCAAGUUCGAAGUGGGACAGGUAAGAGCUUGGAGGGAUCAGCCGUUAAGGAACCUGACCCUUUGGACAUGUCGGAAGAGGCCAAAGCGGAGAGAUGGUUCAGACGUGUGGCUCAGAUAAAGGAUAUUUCUGAGCUGAGCCAGAUCCCCGAUGAAGACUUUCCGUCAAUAAUGCCAAUGCGGAAAGGAGUAAACAGAUUCGUUGUGAGCAAGAGGAAGACACCACUCGAGAGGAGGUUAACAUCUCAGCAGUAUCGAAGAAACCUUCCGAUUGUGAGAUCUGAUCCUCCUACAAACAAGGAAAACAACAAUAAUUAACGAAUACGAAUUUUUAUGUUUUUUAUUUUUCCUUUUUCGAUUUUGAGGAAAUAUAUGUUCGAAAAUUAUACUCGUCUAAGCAAAUUAAGCAUUCAAUCAGGGAAUGUAAACUCAAAAUUCAAUGUAUACACAUUUCUGAGCUAGUUUAUACACAUUUCUGAACUAGUUUUACUGUUGUAUCAGAGAUAGGUUGCAUCUUUUACAACAUCAAUCAUAUUCAUUUUCGUACGCAGAAUC